Messenger RNA from Guyanagaster necrorhizus, 1941 nucleotides. RefSeq names its product NAF1-domain-containing protein. Gene Ontology annotation, cellular component: sno(s)RNA-containing ribonucleoprotein complex. The transcript is spliced from 4 exons. The record is from RefSeq and is a predicted model, not a curated record. Gene Ontology annotation, biological process: ribosome biogenesis; box H/ACA snoRNP assembly; pseudouridine synthesis. NCBI's taxonomy places the organism in Eukaryota, Fungi, Basidiomycota, Agaricomycetes, Agaricales, Physalacriaceae. Gene Ontology annotation, molecular function: RNA binding. The coding region runs from base 198 to 1661 and encodes 487 amino acids.
UUUCGCAGCUCAGCAAUCAGCUGUAUAUUUGUUUUCUUUCCCAGCCCUGGAGUAGAGUAGAGGCGCCGGAAGCAAGGCGUGAAGGCAGAUCGCGCUGCUCUGUGGUAGCAAAAAAAGGACAUGGCGUGAUGGUGUCACACAUGUGACUUUGGUCUUUUCAAAUUAAAACUUCCGAGUCUCUCCUCUUCCUUCGUCUCAUGGACAUCUUCAAAACGCCAGGUUUUACGUCUCAAGAUCUUUUGCUCAUCCAGAGCUUGCUCGGAGCUCCCUCUGGCUCUUCUAGCAAUCCACCUCUGCCCGUUCAGUCGGCACCAAUCAAAGACUCCGACGAGGACAUCUCCAGUUCGAGCAGCGAACACGCGAGUGAAGAUGAGAUUGAGGAUGUUCUUAUUAUCAAAGAAGAGGAUGAAGAAAUGAGUACGAAGAAUAGCAGCGAAAAUGACGCGUUGGUGAAACAAGACAAAGCUGCAUCACCUAUAGAUGCCAAAGACUCAGAAUCUGAUGACUCCAGCUCUUCUGAAGAGGGCGAAGAGCAGGUGCAGCUUUGGAAUGAAAAUGACGAUGAUGAAGAACCAGGGUUGUCCACCAAAUCUCAAUCCUACUUCACCAGUCAACACGAGGUCGUUGAUACCGAUAUUUCGGUUCCCGAAAUUGCAGAGGUUGGCGCUGAGGAAGCCAUUGAAAUACUUGGCGAGAUAGUGAACAUUAUGGACCAAGCGGUUAUCAUCGAAGGCCUCCCUUCCAGCUAUACCAAUCAUGUUCUCGACUCUGAAACCUUGCUGGUUUUUGAUGAUCGCAAGGUAUUAGGCUAUAUUUACGAAACUUUUGGCCCCACAGCCCAGCCUCUGUAUCAGGUUAAAUUCAAUUCUGCAUUCCCUUUGGACACCGACAAGAUCAAGUUGGCGCGUCAAGUGUUCCACGUCCCGGGGAGAAGUCGUUUUGUCGCCAUAGAUUCGAUUCUUAUAAAAGGAAGCGACGCCAGCAAUGUAUAUGACGAAGAACCCACGGUCUAUGAACUGGAAUUUUCAGACGACGAAGCAGAGGUUGCACAUAAACGAAAACUGAAAUAUGGACGGCGAAGCCGGGUGGAUUCCGUUGCCUCCACUUCAUUCGCCAGCCCAAUGCGUAUGCGGGACCAAGAUAUGAUGACUGACGCGUUUGGUAGCAAUAGCGCCUAUGAUGACCACAGCCCAUAUGAUCCAGACUAUUCUGCCUCCACCGCGACACGGCCACCACCAAUGCCAUACGAUGAAGAUCCCUACGCUGAUGUUUCCCUCGUGCCCUCCUCUCAGGGUGGCGGUUCCAAUCUACUAAGUAAUAUCCUGUCAGGACCGGCCCCUAGUACCGGGAAGGGACUCAGACCACCCCAUCGAGAUCGUCGUGGCCGUGGACAAGCAAGAGGUCGGCGGCAACAGCAUGAGGCUAUCUCGCAAGUUCAUGCCCAUGAUGCUACUAAUUCUGCAUUCCAAUACAGUGCCGCUGAAUACAACGCGUAUCAGCAGGCCGCGAUGGUUCAGCCCCAUAUCAACCCACGUUUUGCAGCUGCGUUCGGAAUGGCUGGUAUGGCAUAUCCACAUUGGCAGAAUCCGUAUACAACUCCAGAACAAUACUGGAGCCAAGGAUGGGGGGCUGGAGGAGGAUAUGGGCCGGGGUCGUCGUAGCGAGGGAUUAAUUAAUUGUAUGCCUUGUAUCACUCUUUGCAACAAUUUGUUGAUCCUAGCUGUAUGACCCUGAGGACUUGUCGAAUGCGCACGUAUCUCUUCCAUGUGGAGAAACUUGAUCAUGCAUGUGGUGCCUGUUCAUGUAGCUCACAGGUGAAGCAGGCUCCGAGCAAGACAAGAAUGCAGAGAAUGGUUUUCGAUAAGUUCCCCGCGCGUGACGGAAUUCAUAAUAUAAAGGGCUGAGCGUUGGGCGCGUUGGUGUUUCUAUAUGUAGAUUUUA